This is a messenger RNA of Daphnia carinata, 2148 nucleotides long. RefSeq names its product maltase 1-like. The transcript has 12 exons. Lineage: Eukaryota; Metazoa; Arthropoda; Branchiopoda; Diplostraca; Daphniidae. Bases 78 to 1964 code for a protein of 628 amino acids. Gene Ontology annotation, biological process: carbohydrate metabolic process. The record is from RefSeq and is a predicted model, not a curated record.
UUCUACGGAUUGUUGUAUUACAGUUUCAUUUCAAUUUGUUUUUGAAUCAGUGCUUUAAUUUAUCACUAAAAAGUGGAAUGGUAUCGUCGUCGGACAGUGAGGAUGACCGAUUACGAGGAGGCCGAAGAGUCCCUUCAAGCGCUCCCCCGAUCCCGAAGAAAACAUACAUCAUUAAAAGUUCAGCGGUGCAAAAGAGGAAGCUACAAUGUUCUCGUUUGAUGCGUAACAAAUGGUUCAUCGCCGGAAUGAGCGCGCUCAUUUUGUUGAUUAUUUUAGCCAUCGUCCUCGGCGUAACUUUGGGCAAGAAGUCAUCUGCCGUUCCCGUAGAGCCAGUCCAUUUGAAGUGGUGGCAAAAUGCCACAAUCUACCGUUGCUAUGUAACGUCGUACGCGGACUCUGAUGGAGACGGACUAGGAGAUUUCAAAGGACUCCAGGAACGGUUACCGUAUUUGAAAGAACUGGGAAUUGAUGUUUUGUGGCUGUCGCCUAUCCAAAACACGAACACAAUAACCGGCACGGACGUCAUAGACAUUACGGCCGUUAAAGUCGAGUAUGGACAACUUCAAGAUUUUCGUGAGCUCGUCAUUUCGGCCAAACUAUUGGGAAUUAAGGUUAUCAUGGACAUCAUAUUGAAUCAUAGCGGAAGUGCGCAUAAGUGGUUUAAGCAAUCCCAGUCGUCAACACCUCCUUACAGGGACUAUUACAUCUGGAAUAAAGGCAAAGUGGGCACAGAUGCAAAACCCCUACCUCCCAACAACUGGGUAUCGAUGUAUAACGGGUCGGCCUGGCAGUGGAGUGAAAUUAGGCAAGAAUAUUAUCUCCGGCAAUUCUGGAGGAACGAGCCGGACCUCAAUUACCGACACCCACAAAUUGUCCAGGAAAUGAAAAGCGCGGCUACCUUCUGGUUGGAUAUGGGAGUGGAUGGGUUCUACGUGCGGGACGUCGCUUUCCUGUACGAAGACGCCCAGUUAAGCGACGAAAGUCAAUUAGGUAAUACACAGGAUUAUGCCUCUUUUAGCCACAAUUUCACGCGGGAUUUGCCCGAAAGUUAUCAAGCCGUCAACGACAUCUUUGCAUCCGUCAUGAUGAUGCCCCGAUUGGGUGAAGAAAGAAUAUUAUUUGUGGAAGCCAAUGAACGAGUGAUGAGUGACGAAAGGUGGUGGCAAACGUACCAGUCGAUGACGACCAACGCGCUUUACAAAUUGAAUUCGACAUUCGACGGUUUACAAUUAAAAGCUUUAGUUAACCAAUCGCUCGAAGCAUUUAACAAGACCAGGGCGUGGCCGACGUGGACGUUGGGUGACGAGACCCACAGUCGCAUCUAUUCAAAGUUCAAUCAAUUGGCUGUCGGUUUGCAGAUGAUUCAGAUUUUCCUGCCGGGAUCAUCGUCCAUCUACUACGGAGAAGAGUUGCAAUUCAGCAACAACAUGGCUAUUAAAUACGAAGAAACGGUCGAUGGUGCUGCCAAAGAGGCUGGUACUGUCAACUACAAUUUGAUAUCACGUGAUCCGUUCCGUACUCCCAUGAAAUGGAACACUUCACGACAUGCAGGUUUCACUUCCGCUGCCAAUCCAUGGCUUCCGGUGAACAACAACGACCCAACCGUUGACUCACUGAAAUCUAGAUCCAAUUCGCUGUGGAACACAAUCAAAGACAUGGUAGCCAUCAAGAAGACUUCGUUGGCACUAACUAAUGGAACUAUCGAGUUCCCCAUCGUCGACACAGACAUAUUUUCUUUUACGAGGGUUCACGCCUGGAAUAAUACGGGAUUUCUGAUCGUGUGGAACGUCGGCAGUCAGCGUAAGACGUUAUCGUUUUACAACACUACUUACAUUUCGAAUGAAAUGACAGUUAUCCGCAAAAUCAAAACGGAAGGAAGUCGAACGGAGACUUCGCCAGUGAAAAAAUCAGACGUAACAGUAGAACCAAAAGAGGUCGCCAUUUUUUCCUUUUGGAAGCAGUAAUUUGGUUAACUACCCUGAUUGUUCUACCACAAUAAUUAGUAAGACGCCUUCAUACACACACACACAUACCCAACUAAAUACAUUCGAAAAAAUGAAACAGGAACGAUUCUUUGCCGUCAUUUAAUUUUUUGUUUUUCACAUGACAAACAUCAAUCUUUUAUAAUACAAGUACUUGAUUGCUUUU